Cuscuta epithymum is the source of this 1191-nucleotide messenger RNA. Lineage: Eukaryota; Viridiplantae; Streptophyta; Magnoliopsida; Solanales; Convolvulaceae. The record is from the annotation of a GenBank genome assembly.
UUUGUACGGUAAGUACAAAGGCACUUUGUUGGUCGCGGUGGCAAUGAAUGCUAACCGUGAAAUCUUUCCUCUAGCUUUUGGGGUGGUAGAUAGCGAAAACGGGGAUAGUUGGACGUGGUUUUUACAGUUAGUUGCGACAAAUAUUAUUCCUCCGCGUCGGAAUGUUUGCAUAAUAUCUGACCGACAUGUCGCGAUUGAUUGUGCGUUCCGGAAUGUGCCACAAUUGGGAACACCUCUAAUUCAGAGGCGAUAUUGUCUUCGACACAUUCGAAGUAAUUUUAUGUCCCAAUUUCGAAGCAAGAAUCUCAAAAAAUUGUGUUGGCGUGCCGGAAGUACUCCCAUUCUAAAUGAAUUUACUAACUACAUGCAACAAAUACGGGGUGCUAAUGAAAGAGCAUUCAACUAUCUUGAUGCCAUUCCUAAAGAGAAGUGGGCACUUUGUUUUGAUGGUGGAUGUCGUUAUGGAAUUUUAACGACCAAUCUAUCUGAAAGUUUUAACCAUGCCCUAAAAGGAUGUAGAACGCUUCCGAUUACAGCACUUGUGAGAGCAACUUUCGAUAAAUCUGUUCAGCUCUUUGUAGAACGACGUAAUGCUGGUAUGAUGUGGAAUCAAAGUGGAUAUCAAUUUCCGGAAAAAAUCCGGAAGCAGAUUAUGGAUGGAUGGCAACAAAGGCGUCACACUGUUGUAAUCCCGCACAAUUAUCACAGUGGAGUUUUCUCAGUAGCCAUAGAAAAUGCAACUCCGGUUACGGUAGAUUUUUCAAGGAGCAACUGUGAUUGUGGCUGCUGGAGGAUGAACUGGAUGUCAUGCAGCUACGUGCAUGCUGUGUGUCUCUUCCUCGACCGCCCUGUCAAUCAACUUAUUCCGGAAGUCUAUAAACUGACCUCUUACAUUAAUGCACAUGCUGGUGAUAUUAUGCCUUUACCAAAUAUGAAUGAGUGGCCUGAUAUUGGGAUCCAUCUUUUACCGCCAAAAUAUUUAUCACGAACUUCUCGAGUGGGGCGUCGUCAAGAAACGAGGUUUCAAAAUGAGAUGGAUAUGCGUCCAAGCAGAAGAAGAGGACAACAAUGAUUUCAUGUAUUUUUAAUAUUUCAGCGUUUUUAAUAAUUUCUUAUGAAGGAAUUGUACUUUUUAAGUUUUUAAUAACAAGUUGUUUCUUAUCAUUUCAAUAAAUAUUUCAAUUCAGAAUA